Molecule: messenger RNA, 1409 nt
Organism: Aethina tumida (small hive beetle)
Lineage: Eukaryota; Metazoa; Arthropoda; Insecta; Coleoptera; Nitidulidae
Gene: Rnmt
Product: mRNA cap guanine-N7 methyltransferase
Exons: 3
Coding region: 93-1355 (420 amino acids)
Biological process (GO): 7-methylguanosine mRNA capping
Cellular component (GO): nucleus
Molecular function (GO): mRNA 5'-cap (guanine-N7-)-methyltransferase activity
Source: RefSeq, a predicted model, not a curated record
UGUAGCAAUAACCUAAAAAUUGGAUUGUUUAGUUGUCAAACUACAGACAAAAAUAGUAAACCAAUUUUAUAAUCUGUUUAUUACAAACAAGGAUGUCCGAAACUGACGAUUUGGAAAGUGCAUUGCUGCUUGCAGCCGCAGAUGCGGACGCUAGAAACACAAUUUCGGAACAGGAAGAAGUUGAAGAAGAAGAAACCUACAAAGAAUUUAAGGAAGAAUCUCCUGAGCCAGAAGUGCAACCGGAACCAGCCCCUCCUGUGGAGAGGUGGGAAAAUGCUAAACUGCGGAAAACAAAUGAGGGAUUCGCCAAAGUCGUUGCCAAUCAUUAUAAUCAAUUGGAAGAGAAGGGUUUGGAGGAAAGGUCCAAGUCUCGUAUAGUUCAUUUAAGAAACUUUCACAAUUGGAUCAAGAGCAUGUUAAUAAAUGAAUACCUAACAAAGAUAAAAAAUGUGAAAUAUAAUGAGCCAAUACAUGUAUUAGACAUGGGGUGUGGGAAAGGAGGUGACCUAUUCAAAUGGCAAAAGGGCAGCAUAAAGCAUUUAAUAUGCACAGAUAUUGCAGAAAUCUCUUUGGAUCAAUGCAAACAGAGGUAUACAGACAUGGCUCGUCGAAACAACCGUGGCAGGAACGGUGAUAUAUUUUCAAUAGAGUACAUUCCUGCGGACUGCACGCGAAAAAGACUGAGAGAAAAAUACAAGGACCCCUCCAUGCAACUGAACCUGGUGAGUUGCCAGUUCGUGUUCCAUUACAGCUUCGAAUCGCUGCCACAGGCUGAGAAGAUGUUCCAGAACGCGGCGGAAUGCCUAAAACCGGGCGGCUAUUUCAUCGGUACGCUCCCCGAUUCGAACGAUAUAAUCGCGAGGGCGCAACGCAACCGCACCAGGACGUUCGGCAAUGACUUGCUGAAGGUGUCAUUGGAUUUUGAUCCUGAUGAUCCACCCCUAUUUGGUGCCAAGUACCACUUUCAGUUGGAUGGUGUUGUUGAUUGUCCCGAGUUCCUGGUGCACUUUCCCACGCUGGUUAAGCUGGCGAAAAGGUACGGACUCAAACUCGAACGGAAGGAGAAGUUUUACGAUUACUAUGAGAGAAUGAAGGAGGAGGGUGAUCAUCUGUUGCGCAACAUGAGGACUUUUGAAAGUUAUCCGCCUGCUGAAGGUUGCAGUUUGGUCGGGACGGCGGAGGACGAUUACGCACAUGCAGAUGCAUAUUUGAAGGCAACAGGACAACAGGGACCGUUGGGGACUCUGUCUAAGUCUGAGUGGGAGGCUUCAUCCCUAUAUCUGACUUUUGUGUUCGUGAAGGUGAAACCGUCAGCGUACAACAAGGACGGUAGACCGAUCUACGACAUAAAAUAAUUAAUUCGCAAUGUACGAAGUAUUAAAUCCAGACAAUAAAGAUAUAAAACGUCA